CUGAUUGUGCUUAGCUAUGUGUAUGCAAGUGAUCGUGGUCCGUAUCUUCCUCCUAAAGAACCAUCACAAAAAAAUCAAGGAAAGUUACUAAAAGGAGUUUAUAGUGUAGCUGAAGCAACAACAGAUAAUAAUAAGCUAAAUAUUUAAAAUAAUAUAGGUAAUACUUUUAUUUUUAAAAUAUUUGUAUUAUUUGGCACAAUUAAUGUAAUGACUUUUUUUAUAAAUGGCACACAAUUUAGUAAUAAUUGAAGAAUUAUUUAUAUUCAAUUACGAGGAAACAAACAAUUAAUUUAAAAUGUGCACACAAUUAAUUAUAAUAUUUGUGUAUUCUUAAAAAUGUACUGAGUUAAAUUGAUUAUAUUAUGGAAGAAAAGUUAUUUUAAAAAUUAAAUUAAAUUAUUUUUGUACCGUGAAAAAUAAACAAAAAAUUGAAAAUAUUUUUUUAUUAGUUGUCUUUAUCUUCAGUUAUGGCAGUUAUAAUACAAUCACAUGUAGUACUUCUAGGUAUACGAGAAUCUUUGUAUACAAGAUGUAAAUGUUUUGAUAAUAAAUCAGUAUUGGCACUUUCUAACAUAGCUACCUUUUUAUGUAGCACACUGAGAUGUCUCGCCAUAUUACGAAGCUCAUUCUCCGACACGGAAACACUAAAGAAAAUUAUAAAAUAAUGUUACAUUCAUUUUUUUUAAAUUAACUGCUUAGUUACUACCGGAAAUCAAUAUUUCGCUUUUGCUCUUGUAAUGAUCUAUAAUCCGUUUCAAUUUGAUUACGAAACUCUUCUUCUGUCUUUAAUCUGUGUUUUUGUAUACCUAAUUGCGUUUUAAAAGAUUCCAUAUGACAUUGACUAGCUUCCAAAUUACCUCUAAAGUGUAAAAAAUGUACAUAAUUAUGAUAUAGUUUGUGGUUUAAUUACAAAUGGUUUACUUUAAAGCUUCAAUUUGCAUUUUCCUUUUUGAUUUAUAUUUUAAAUGUUUAAGUGCCAGUGCAUUAUAUUUUUCUCCCAGAGUUGAUACUAAUGCUCUUUGCACUUCUAACUCUACCUAAAAUAUAAAAAAUUACACAAUGUAUUAAAUGUGUAUAUGAAAUGUAUUAAUAAAUAUUGCAGCCUUCCCCCACCCCCUCGUGAACAACUUGUCUACCAAAUUUUUACUCCAAUUAUCAAUUAUAGUACUUUCUCAAAAAAAAUUUGACUUGAAGGUCAUUUUUUGAUUUCUCCUAGCUGUAUUCGUGGCAAAUGGAAAAAAAAUGACAAAAUAUAUUAUAUUAUCAAUUUUUGGUUUUCAUUGAGUUAAACAUAUUUGUAAAGAUUUGAUGUUUGGACAGAAAACUUGUAUUUGCCUAUUCUGGAUAUGGUAAAAUUUCAAAUUAGUUUUUUUUUGAGCUAUAGGCAUUAUAAUUUUAUAGAAUAGUUUAUGUUACUUUUGUUUAGUAGGUACUCUGUGGAUAAAAUUGUUAAACCAAACAAAACAUUUAACAGGAGGUUCAUUAUAAGCCAUACUAUGUGGUAAAAAAAAAAUUUUUUGUUUUUAAUGUUGUAUUUUAAUAAAAUUUGUAAAUAUUAUAACCUAAUUUAUAAAUAUUUUGAAGCAACAUUAUUAACUGAACUCUGCCAAAAUCGUUUUUCAUUAACAAUGGUUAAUUAUUACAGCAUACAGAUAUACAUUAAUUUUCCCCUCUAUCUUUUCAAUUUCUCACCUACAACAAUGCCCCCCCCCACCCAUUGUGCAAAGUAUGUCUGUAAGUUUUUUAUAUUGACUUGCAUCAACUAAUAAUUAUUUCAUAUUUUAUACUCAAUAAGUCAUAAAAUAUUUUGAUUCCAGACAAUUUCGUAUAUAUAUUUAUUUUUAUACUAAUAUUUAAGGGGCCUGAUGCAUAAUACCAAUUUAACUAAUAUGCUAAUUGAGUUAUUUUCAUAUAUGUUAGAUGUAUUGGUAAAUAAUGCUAGACUACUAUGGUAGGAGAAAUAUUGAGAAAGUAGGAUAUCAAGGGGGAAUUUAAUUUAUAUCUAAUCAACAAUAAACCAUAGAUAAUGAAAUACUAUUCAGAACGAAAUUCGAUUAUACAUAUUUUGAAAGGCUGUAAUAUUUAUAAUUUUCAUCAAAAUUUGAUAUUAAAAUUCUUACAAUACAUUACUAUACAAACACAUUACUAAUUUUUUUUUUUUUUUUACCACAAAAUGACUCAUAAUAAACCUGUUGAAUUUUUAAGCAAAAUUUACCCAUAGAUAGCUCAAAAAUGGCACAAACAUUUUGAAAAUUUUAUCAUGAAGUCAAAUAUAAGUUUUCUGUCUAAAUUUAAAAUCUACUUAUAUUUUUAACUGAAUUAAAAAAAAAAAAAAAAAAAAAAAAAAAUAAAUCCAUAUAAUUAUAAAACCAAAAAAUUUCAGCAGUUUUGGGAAAAAACAUAAGCCAUAAAAAUGUAUAAUAAAGAAUCAUGAUAUUGUAAAUUAAUCGGCUUUUAAGAGCAAGUUUUCUAGAAGAAAUUUUGUACACAAUAUAAAAAUAAAAAAAAAAUAAAUCCAUAUAAUUAUAAAACCAAAAAAUUUCAGAAAAGUUAUUGCUUUCGCAUCAAGGCAUAAAAAAAAUAGUAUAAUAGUUGACUAGGUUUCUUUAUUAGUAACAGAAAAACCUAUUAAAAAAAUAUAAUUUUGUAAUUAUUGAAUUUCUCAGCAUUCUCAAGAAGUUAUUCAAAAUCAUAUUGAUCACUGUCCAGCUUUCACUAAAAAAGGAAGAGAACUUUCAUAAUUUUUAUUACUGGGUGCGUGCCAUAAAUAUUUGAGUUUUUCUGGUUUUUUUACAGUUCGAAAAUCACUUGAAAAAUUAUAAAACGACAUCCCAAUUCACUAACUAAAUUAAAUUUCUUUUUAGAAAAAGUGUUACACUAGUGGCAUUGGAACAUUGAAAAGUUGCUCACAGAUAAAAAAAAACAUCAAAUCAAAUAGAUCCUUUGCCCUAGCAAAAAUCUCCAAAUCUAAAACUCAAAUAAAUUGAAUGCGACAUUAUUAAAUUAUGGGUUCAUAAAUCAUAUUGUAAUCAUAAAGAUAAAAGAAAUGGGGUAUUAUAUAGGGUCAUUUUUUUUAUCAUGAGCCAACAAUUUUCUUGAAGGAUUUUAUGCUAAUUUGUUUUCUGUUUUUCUUUUUUUUUAAACCAUUUUAGAAUCUAUUAAACUUUAUUUUUCAAUUAGGAAUCCCUUUUUUCAACAUAAAUUAAAAUAGAGUAUAUUUUCUAGAAAUGUUGAUAUGUUUAACAUUAAUAUCAAAUGUAUUUUUUAUGAGUUAAAACCAUUUAAAAUUUAGACCAGAUGAGUAGAGAAGUUUUACAAUUUUUUUUUUUUUAGGCUUUUACGAGUCAUUUAGAUUCAUUGAUGCAACAACCACCUGCCUCCACCAAUCUCUAUUUAGAGAUCCUCAGUGCCAACCAGCAACUGGUAUAUCUUAUGUGCCAUAAAAUUCCCAAUACAAAUAUCAAUAAUAUACAAUUAAGAAAAUUAUAGAUUUAUUAAAACAUACUUUUAACUUAUUAAUUUCAUCUGACUCGGUAUUCAACAUCCCAUCAUUCAAUAUAGUUGACAUUUGUCGUGGAGUUGCCAGCUCACUAGAUAAAUGACUUGACAGUGUAGAUUCAGGCCUAUAAUUUUCAUAACACAAAAAUUAUUACAUUUUUAUUUUCGUAUUAAACAUUUCUUGUCAGGUAUUUUCAAUUAAAUUUUUAAGAGAAAUUUAAAAAUACUGUUUUUGGUAAUUUUAACAAAAAAUAAAGUUUUAUAAUUUAUAUGAAGUAAAAAUAUAAAUAUCUAUUUUAUUAAAUUUUCAUAUAUGCAUAAAAAGACGUCCUAUGAUAAUGGGAAUGGGUGCAGCUAUUGUUAUAGGUGAUUUAAUGUAUAUCUGUUUGACUAAUGAAAAAACAAUUCUGAGUAGAGUUCAUUGUGAUUGUGAUGCUUUGUCAAUAGUAUAUAAGUUGUAUUAAAUAAUUAAAUAGACAUUUCAUUUGUUAAGAAAAUCGAAAAAACGACCUCUUUAAAGUACCUCACAACGAAUUCCUUUCAGAAAAGGUGCUACACUUUAACAUUGAAGCAACUUUUCUAGUAGAAAAGUUGACCACAGAAAAUAAUUAACAUCUUUGUAAAACCAUAAGCUUCAUUGAUCCAGUCAGAAUAUAAAAUCAUUAAACAUUAAAAAUAGAGUAAACUUUCAAUUAUCCAAAGUUUUGCACGGAACAGAGUUAUUUUAAGAAAUAACAAUUAUGUAUAAUGAUUUUUUUGUAAAAAAAAUAUAAAAGGAAAUAAUUAUAAAAAUACAUACCUAAUGUAAUAAUUUAAUGUUAAUAAAACAUGGAAAAAGCAUUUUUGUAUUAUGUUUGACCUACUUCGGAUUAUCCGUGGAAUUUAAUUAUUCAUAGUUGCCAAGCCACUCUUAUUCAUGAUUUAAACCAUUUAUAAACAUUUAAAUUUUGUAAGUUUUUAUUUACGCAUUUUUUAUUCGACAUGUACUUUGUGAAUAGAAUUGUUGACCAAUCAAAAAUGCUUGAAAAUUUAACAGGAUGUUCAUUAUAAAUCAUACUUUGUGGUCAAAGAAAAAUAAAUUAGAAUAUUUUGUUAUAAGAAUUUUAAUAUUAAAUUUUGAUAAAAUAGUAAAUAUAUAUUAUGUUUCAAAACUUGUACAAUUUAACUCCGCUCAGAAUUGUUUUUCUUUAUGGUGAACAGAUAUAAAUUAAAUUACUCUCUAUACCCUACCUUCAUAACUCUCCUACAACAGUAUUGUACAUAUUAUGCAAGCAUGUUCAUCGUUUAUUUCCUUUAUGUUUUUGACUGAAUAACAUAAGUUUAUGCAUUCAAGCAAAAAUGAAAUAACCUUAUGUAGCCUACCUUCCCAACUUUUCACCUACAACAGUGGCCACUCCUAUCCCCAGUAUCAGUUCUUUUUAAAAUUAAAUUUAUUUAUAUUGAAAUCUGUACAAAAAUAACUUAUGUCAAAAACAUAAUUAAUAAAUUAAUAAAAUUAAUUGGAAUAAGCUUGAAUAAAGAUGUUAAUAUAAUGCAACUAUUUAUUCAAAUUUAUCAUAUAAUUGAUAAAAAUUUGUUUGUAUUGUUUUAUUUAAUAAAUAAAACACAUAAAAUAAACUAUAUUUAAUGGCAUAUUAAUAAAGAAAUAACACUAAAACUUGAAAAUUAGUACUAAAAGUCCAAAUUGUUUUUAAUACAAAAUUGUAUAUUCUAUACUUGAAAUUCUUAAUACAUGAAACGAAUGUAUAGAUUACACUGCUAUUUUUAUGUGUAUCCUAGAAUAUUUGGCAAAUGAUAUAGUUAACAAAAUUUAAAUAUCAUUUAACUAUUUUUUCACAAAAAUUGUUUGUCUAAUCUCAAUAAUUAUACUUGUUAUAUUGAUAUUUGUUGUAAAUGUUUAAAACUGUAUGGAAAAACUGUUAGGAUUCUAGACAAUUUUUCCAAUAAGUACCCUCAAAUAAUAAACUCACAUCUUUUAUGGUAGUGUGUGAAAAAAUCUGACUAUUUUUACUAAGCCCAAAACAUAUUUUAAGAGAAAAAAACACAUUUUAGUAAAACUAAUCGCUACACUCAAAAUUAAAAAUUAUAAAUAUAGUGGUAAUUCAGCAUUAAAAGUUUUAAUAAAAAAUCUACCCAAAAGUUCUUGUCAUUUCAUUAAUAUUUUGUUUUUGACUAUCACUCUUUUCUUGCGCAUGAUUAAAAGAAUUAUUACCAAAAUGGUUUGCUGACUUUGUUUUGUCACUAAAAAAUAAAAAUAAAUUUAUUACAGAAUUAGGUUUUAAAAUUAAUUUUAAAUUGAUAAGAUAAUUACCUAAAUAACUGGAUGCUUAUACUUGAUGUGUCAUCAUUUGUUAAAUUUCUGUUCCAAGAUAUUGAAUUAUCUAAAUAAAAUGUGCGAAAAUUGUAUUAUAUACAUUUACAUUUGAAUACAUUUAUAUUCAAAUUUAAAAUUGUUACAACAAUUUUUACAAAUACAAAGAUAUAAAUAACAGUAAUAUUUUUAAGCUUAACAAAGAAAUAAAUAAAAAAUUAAAAUAACCAUUGGUUUUUUUUUUUUUCAAAUUUUUUGACCAAAUAUAAUUAUUAAACAAUAUCACGGUUUAAAAUGUACAGAUUAUCGAUCGUAAUCGACAAGCAAAAUUUCAUAGUUAAGGGAAUUGGAAGUGACGAGUUUCUGUCUUUUUCUUACAAAUGUGAGAUUUAGGUAUUUAGACGCGUUUUAAUUCCAACGUGCCGAUUGAUCUAGUGAAGCGAUAAGAAUUCUCAAAGCAGAUUUGAAAUUUUUGUGAAGUCUACUUGAAAUCGACUUUCCCAUUUUUUAAAUUCAUGUCCCUAUUAAAUAAAUGAAUAAUUUAAAAAAUGGAAUAUAUUAAUUUUUUGAGAAAUUAAAAUCAAAAAAAUGGGGGAGUCGAUCUCAAGUAGACUUCACAAAAAUUUCAAAUCUGCUUUCAGAAUUCUUAUCGCUUCACUAGAUCAAUUGGUACGUUGGAAAUAAAACACGUCUGAAUUCCUAUAUCUCACGUGUGUAAGACAAAGAAAGAAACUCGUUGCUUUCAAUCCCCUUAACCUAACCUAAAGUUAGAGGAUAAUGGAUGAAGUUAUUGAGAUCUGUUAGAAAAGGAUUAAUUAUUUUUCGUCAGAGUAUCGAAAUAGGGAGUUUCGAGCAUUGGCCUGUAUAUUAGAUGAAGAGAAGUAAGAAUGAGAUGUCAAGAGUAGUGGACCUCGCAGACACGAGAAAUGGUUGAAGUCAAUAUAAGCUAUUUCGCACGUUGUAAGGAUUACUGUGGAAAGGGAUUUAUCUGUCACAUACAUGUGCUAUGAUAAUAUAUUACGUAUGAUUUUAUUUAAAUAAAUGAUGACUAGUUAGGGCAAGUAAUAUGAAGCAGCAGCUCAAACGGUACGCCCGGACUGUAUACAAUUAAUAAUACGGCCUAGUUUUAGUGUUAGGUAAGGUUAUGUUAUUUGAAUAAUAACCUGUAACACUGUGACGGUCUGAAAAUAGCUAAUCUGUAUAUUUUUAACUAUGAACAAUACUAGAUAUGCAUGGCUUGUUGGGCAUGUCAUUUAUUUAAACUCAAAAUAAACUUUUUUUAAAAGAAUUCACAACUAUCUAUCUAAAGUUUAAAUAUUUAAAAAGUAUAUACUGAGAACAAAUAGAAAAAAAACGUGAUUUUAUUUUUAAGCAUACUUUCUGCAAAUUGUCUAUAAUAAGACUCAAGAGCAAGCAAAUAUAAUACAAUUUGUAUACUAUUUAAUAAAAAAAAAGCUAUUUAAUACUUAUUAUUGAAACUCACUAGAAUACUGAUUUCUGGCUGAUUAACUAUACAGAGCCUAUACCUAUUCAAUCGCACUCAGAAUUAUUUAUUUGAGUUAAAGCCAUAUUUGAUUCUCAAGCCCCACUAAAAACAUUUUGUGACCUGGGUCAAACAAAAUAGUCCAGAAAAAAAAAAUAAAUAACAACGAUUAUUAGAAUGAGUUUUUAAGAAUAUUCUGUGACUGUAAAUUUACUAUUUCCAAUAGAAGAUUAAUAAAAACAUUAUCAACAUCAAUAUUAAGAAAAUUAGCAAGUAAUGAAUUAUUUGUGAACAUUGUUUUAAAAAAUUAAUUAAUUAAACAAUUAAAAAACAAUUUUUCAUAUUAAAGUGAUGAAAUAGCUUCAACAAAUUAAAAUGUUGAUUAUUUUAAAAAAGAUUUUUUCAAACCAGAAAAUAUGAUGUUAAUACAUUUAUUUUAAUAUUACACCAUACAAAUUUUAACUUUACUUCAAAAGAUGGGUAUAUGAUAUUAUAUAUAAAGAAUAAGUUGAUUUUACUAUAUAAUUUUAUGAUAAGUUUAUUUAUAUACUUGAUAUAUCAACAAAAAAAUAAAAAUAUUAUUUUAUUAGAAUGUAGAAACACGCAUACUUUAUCUUAUCAGUAAAUCAGGAUAUGAUAAAAUACAGUUCAAUUAUUUAUAUAAAAUGUGUAAAAGUUAUUAAGAUAGCUUAUUCAGAUAUUAAUAAAAUACUUGACAGUGAUAAUCAUCAGCAAUGCAUUAAGUAAUUUUUAGUUUAAUAUAUUUAACUAAUUAGUUGGUAAGUAAAAUAUGUAACAUCUAACAGUUUUUGGAAAAUGUAAUUUUACAAUUGGUAGCAUGCUUACCUAUAUAUUUUUAGUAGGAAACAAUUUACAUGAGUGUAGCAUACUAUACCAACAAACUCACAGUAGGUUGCAUAUUGAUAAGUACCAAAUAUCCAAUUCAAUUUGAAGAAGGCCACCUGAAUUGAAAAAUGUAAACUUUCCUAAAAAUGUAAUAGUUAUUUCACUAAAAGUAAUUAGUAAAUUAAUGAAAUGUUGUAUAAUCAUUAUAUGAUCAUUUUUUUUUCGUCAUUUUCUCGAUCUAUUAUGGCAACAACUAUCUAUGAACUUUUAGGAAAAAUACAGUAUAUUAGUUACUAUUUUAUCGUGAUUAUGUCAAGAAAUAUUUUUCGUUUUAUUAAGUGCGAAAAAGUAAUUUCCUUUUCAUGAAAACAUUUAUUUUCAAAGUAGCAAGGACAUUUAAAUACAAAUAUUAAAAUAUGGUUAAUAUUUUAAUUAAAUUUAAACAUAUCUAUACAUAUACAAUAACAUAUCCUAACCUUUGACCAACUGAUUCAUAUUCACAUAGCCCAAAAACUGCAUAGAUUGGGGUGACCUUUAGUAUAUAAAUAUCUAUUAUAAUGUAGGCAUCCAUUAAGAAAGGAUUUUUAAAAAAAGGGUAUAAAAUAAAAGUUUUAGGUAUUUUUGAUACAAAUAUCUAAUUAUUUAUUUAUUUAAUUUUGUUUAUUCAUGGGUUACCUUGGUGACAUGGAUAAUAAUUUAGUUGUCACAGACACAAAAAGCUACUAUAGUUAUUGCCGAGUCAGCUAGUAAUAAAUAUAAUAAUAGCUAUGCAGUUUAAAUUACUGCACAGUUGAAUUUUUUUUUUUAAAUAUAAAGCUGCAAAACAAAACUAAAAUAAUUAUUUGGUAUACUUAUUAUUUAGAGCAAAAGUGUAUCUAUAAUAAUAAAAACAAAAAAAAACCUGACAGAUAGCAUGCUUUAUAUGUAUUUUAAAGAUCAUAAUAUACAAAUUAUUCACAUAUAUCAUGCACAAAUGAAAAUUAUCUUUAUUGUCCAGAAGUUGAUGAAUCACAAAAUACUUAAAAUGAUAUUUGCUCAAUUAACAAUAAUUUAGAACCAAAUUACAACAAAAUCAAUACCAUUACUACCAUAGGCUUUCCUAUAUUUCCUAAGAUUCUUUUUGUUUUUCACAAUUAUUAUGAAAACUGUUUGGAAAAUCAAAACACAACUUCCAUACUCACAAACUAGAUCCAAAAUAAAAAUAAAAAACGUCUUAUUAGUUUUUAAUAGAAGCAUCAAUACCAGUAGAAAAGUUAUUGAUUGACAGAAAAAAAAAAUAAUCAUACACAUAAUAAAACCAAUAUAAAUAAAACUAUGUUUUUUUAAUUUAAGAUUCUUGCUGCCUUCAGAAUCUUAAAUUCUGUAUGAAUGUGUACUGGUUUUAUUAUAAUGCGUCUCACAUUUUUUCUAUCCGUAAAUAACUUUUCUACCAGAAAUCUUGAUUCAAUCAAAAAUUGAUCAGAACUUUUUUGGGUAGAAGUGGUGUAGAUUGCUAUCUAAUCAUUCUAAUCUAUACAUAAGGAAUUUUAUCUACUGUUGCAUUAAUAUUGGUGCCAUGUGUAUGAUAUCUAUUGUUAUAAAAAUAAAUAAUUUUGAAAUACCAAAUUAAGGAAAGAUACAAUACGAUCUGUCCCAUGAAGAUAUACCUUGAAUAUACCCCCUGAAUAUCUCUGAAGAUAAUAAAGAUAAUCAAAUUCUGCUUUUUUUACACUCAUACAUUUUUUUUUAAUGCCAUUUUGGUUUAAAUUAGUGCAUUGAGGUAAUUUUUUAAUUAUCCAAGUAGUUUUCAUAAUAUUUGAGAAAACUGAUAAGCAAUAAAAAAAAAAAAUACACAAUUUUACAGAUUUAUUUACUUUGAAGAGAAGCAUGUUUUCUGAAAAAAAAAAAAGUUUGUCUAUUUGGUAUUUAAGAAAACAUUUUUUUGGGUAAACUGAAAAAACAGAACAGCGGCAUCAACAGUUUCAUUAUUUUUCAUUUGAUUAAUUAUAAUCAUAAACCUACAUACAAUUUUUAAAGAAAAGUAACUUUUUGUAAAAGUGAUAAAAUGUUUAAAACAUUCUAUCAAACUUUGAUCUAUUUAUAAGCAUUUGAGAUUAUUGAGUUGUUUUAGUUUUUAUUUGGUAUUAUGUGAAUAAAAUUUAAUAACAGGUGCAAGGUUUACUUAAUUUCCAUAAAGCAAUGAUAAAUUACUGCUUACAAAAAAACAAUUCUGAACAGAAUUCAGUUGAUAUACUCUGUGCCAUGAGAGAAUGUGAUUGGGCGGCGACCAAUAUGGGUUCAUUCCACCCAUUCAUAACAUAUACAAAGAGCGGACGCCACAUGGUGGAGGAAAUUAGGCCUUGGGACGUCAGUUAAAUUAUUGCGAUGUGCAUGAUGCCCGCACUUUCUUGUGGCACGAAGCAUAGUGAUGUUUUGUCAACAAUAUAUAUGCCAUAUAAUAGUAAAAUAAUAAAAUAGGAUUUCUAUAUUUUCUUUAAUAAUAUUUAUUUAAUGUUGUACUGAUUUUUCAAGUUUUCAUACAUUUUUCCUAGUUUUUCCAUGUUUUAUCUAUCUCAGUUUUUCACAUUUGUCUGAAAAAUUGUUGGGAAAAUCAAAAAAUGGCAACUCUAAUGCAAUUUCCUUUAAAAAACAUUCCUAUCAUUAUAAGUUGAAAAAAAUUUCCGAUUGAAAAGUUGUGCAGAUUAAAAAAAAUGAAAAAUAAAUAUCUUUGUAAAACCGUAAGAUUCUUCAUUACACUCAGAAUCUAAAAUACUUAGUUUUAGUAUUUUAACUAAACUUCAAUUAGAAUCAUAUUUUAUCAGCAAUGAUUUGUUAUUAUGUAAUUAUAUAAAUUAAAUAACUAUAUAUUCUGCUUAACAACUUCCUACCUACAACACUGACACACUAAUCAUCAGUAUCAGCUCUUUUUUGGUUCGAUAUCCUGAAAAACUAGGAAACUGUUUAAAGACACUUUAAAAGAGAUCUAGUUUUUUCAAUUCAGGGAUCUACUCAGAAAUGUCAAUUAAAAAAAAAAUUAAUGAUAAAUUUCAAUUAAAAUUAUAAAAUACUAGGCUUACAAUUUUAAUUCUUCAAAUUUGUUAGAAGUAGUAUAAGGUGCAAAGUUUGCAUGUUAUAUGUUUAUAUUUAGUUCAAUUCAUAUGUUUAAAAAUAAAUAGUUAUGAUGUUAUUAUAAAAUUAACAUUUGAAUAUUUAUUCAACUAUUUCUAAAAUAAAAAAAAUAAUAAAAAUAACUUAUCAACUUCUGAACUUAAAUGAAUACAGGUCAUACAUAAACAAAAGCUAUUUUAUUAUAUUAUUAUUUAAAAAUCAAUCGCUAUUAAAAAUAACAUGAAAUGAAAAUUAUUAAAUUCAUCAAUUAUAACUUAUCACUGGAUGCAAAGAAAGAGCAAUACAAAACAUAAAUUACCCAACAAAGAAUCUUUUCCAUCAAUUUUGUUUGAAUUUUCUGAUAGCUAAGAUUAAGAAGAAAGGUUAUUAUAUUACACCAUUAAAUAUUAUUAAUUUGCUAUAAUUAUUGUUUAAAUUUAUAUGCUUAAAAUUAAACUAAGAUCAAUUUUAAAAAUAAUAAUCAAAUGUUAUUAUUUUAAAAUGUAAACUUUUGAUUACAUGAAAGAUUUUAUAAUAAAAAUGUAUGUAUUAAAAUAUUACCUCUAUUGACAUAAGUUGUGUAUUACUUUCAGUAUUAGCUAUGCUUUUAUAAACAUUUAUGCGAUCUUUUAACUCUUUUACUUGUUUUAUUAAAGAUUCUUUUUCAGCAGAAAUCUAAAAGUAAAAAAUUAUAGUUAAAGUAGAUACUUAAUUUAUAGUUACAAUAUUCAAAAUAAAAUUGCAUACCUUAAUCAUUUCAAUUACUAAGACAUCAUCAGUUUCUUUGCACCUUUCAUUUGCAUCUAAACUUCUAAUUUUUUUUAGUAUAUUAACUUCAUGCAUAAGGGAUGUAUAUUCAUUUAUUAAAUUUGAAACCUAAAAUAAGAUAAUACCAUUGAUGAAUAAUUAAUUUUCUAUAUUUUUAUAAUCUAUUUUAUGUUUAAUCAAUAUCUAUACAUUAUUUUUAAAUAACAAUACCUAAUAUAAAAGGAUGACCAAGGAAACCUCAUAAUAGAGACUAAGAAAACUGAAUUACAGUUCAUAGAAUUUUUUAAGAAAAUUUUAAAUAAUAUGUAAGACAUCACAUCCUAAAAAAAAAAAUAACCUAUCAUACACUAAAGACAUAGAUCACAGAACCAACAUUAUAUGAAGUGAAAGUUAUAAUUAGAACUCUAAAAAAUAAUAAAACCCCAGGAGAGGACAACAACAAUUCAGUUAAUAGAACUGGCAAGCAAAUAAUUAACAACUGAAGUACAUAAGCUAAUCUAUAAUGUAUGGACUAGUGAAAAAAUUUGAAUGAAUUGAAAUAUGGCAAUCAUCUGUCCGAAAACAGAAACCCGAAAAGUCAAAAUUAACAAUGAAAUCUUUCAUUUGGACACUAACUUCAAGGUUCUGUCUUUGAAAAUUCUCAGCAGACUAGAGAAACGUGCAACUGGUAUCAUUGGAGAAUACCAAAGUAGAUUUACAAGAGGGAUAUCAACUACAAACCAUGUAUAUACUACUUGUAAAAUUGUGGAAAAAUACUAUGAAUAUAAUGAGACAACUCAAAGAAAUGAGGAGAAACUUCUUAUCUUCAAGAGGAAGGUGCUGAGGAUAGUAUAUGGAUAUAUGAGAAACAAAACUUACGGAGGACUAUGAAAGGAGGAAAAAGGCCAACUUGCAGUCUUUUUUCAACAAACCAAAUAUUAAAUGUUUUCUGAAUGCCAAGCAACUAAAAUGGACAGAUCAUGUAUGGCAAGCUGAGGGAAAUUUAAUUUAAAACGUGCUGAUUAAUAAACCAACUAGCAUGCACCACAGAAGAAGACCUCGGCAACAAUAGUAAGACAGAGUAAAUGCAGAUAUAAGAAUGGUAGACAGAUAAGCAAAUAUCAAGACUACUAUGGACCACAACAAAUGGAGGGGCCUAAUAGAAGCUGCAAAAAGCUUUAAUGGCUCAAAAAGCAAAAAAAUUACUAAUACAAAUAAACGAUUUUUCCAAAGUAAUUAAAAUUAGCAGCUGAUUAAAUCAUUCAGUUUAAAUAAGUUUUUAAUAAUUAAUAGUAUUAUAUCAAAGUAUUUUUAAAAUUUGUUUUGAAUAAAAAUACCAAAAGUGUAUGUUAAAUUAAAGUUGUAUUCACAAAUUUUGUUGCAUUCGUUUGUUAAGGGGUGCCCAUCACUUAAUAAGGAGUAAAAAAUAGACUAUAUCAAAUCAUGAAGAGAUAGGGCCAUAAGUAAUAAAUAAAUGGCCUAUAGAUGUAAUCACACUUUGUACCAUAAUACAAAUUAAGAUAAAUUAUUUUCUUGUAAUUAAUAUUAUUAUUCUCUAUUUGGAAAAGUGUUUGACAAAAAUAGACUUAUUUUAACUAGCUAAAUGAUGCCAGGAAAAAAUAUAUAUAUAUAUAUAAAUAUACACAUACUUUUUAAAACUAAAUUAUAAUUUUUCUAAAAAAGUGCAUUGAUUGAUAUUCUUACUAAAUUUUAAAAUUCAUAAGUUUAGGUAUCAUAAUUUAGAUUAUUUUAAAUUAUAUUACAUUGAAUUCAUAACAUAGGUUUAUCUUACUUUUUCACAGACAUUAUCACCAUCAAUUGAUUCUAAAUUAUUUAAUUCACAUUCAAGUCUUGCUACCUGUUCAGCUAAAAUGGACAUUGUUUUUUCCAUAUCAUCAAUACGUUUAUCAGCUAUUACUCGUAUAUGAACCAUAUAAUUUUCCAUGUCCUAAAAAAAUUUAGAUUAUUAUUAUUAUUAUUAAAUUAAAGAACGAACCCAGUAUUUAAAAUAGUACAGUAUGAUAGCAUGCACAUGGAAACUAGACUUGACAAUUAAAGUGAGAAACAUGGGUCAGUAAUGGCAAUGCAGAUGAAAAGAAUAAUUGGUAAAUGAAGUGGGUAAUUUAAAAAAGAGAAGGGAAUAUGGAAUAGGAUCAAUGAACGAGUACAGCAUCUGGCAAAAUUAAAGGUGAGAAGGUGAAAUUAAAGGUAUUAAGAAUACAGUAGUUUGAGGCAAUUAACUUUUGAAGCGAGAAGACAUAUUUGCAGUGUUUACGACCAUAGACGCUUUCUAGGAAUAAAAACUGUUGGAAUGAAGUGUAGUCAGAAAGAAUAGGUAUAUGCAGUUUAUAUGCAGCAUGAUGAAGGAAUCAACUUUGGACCUUUCUAUCAUAUUUUAUGGAUGGGAGCAGUGGAAAGGUCCCAAAGCACAUAUAGAUUAUAAAAAUUAUAUGAGUUUUCCAUUUAAAAUAUAACAAUACUUGCUUCCAAUUCUUCAUUUUGUUUUAAACGGAGUUUUUCUACCAUUUUCCUAGCAUUUUGUAAAUUUAUAUCAGCAUCAACUAACCACCUCCAAACAUAAAUUAAUUUUUCUUCAGUCUUCAAACGUGUAUAGUCAAUUCCUUCUUUUUCAAAUCGCUUUUCAAUAUCUGACCAUUCGUCUUCACACUAUAAUUUAAAAAAAUAACUAUAAAUUAAAAACUAAAAUAAUCUUUGUUUAUUAACUUGUAGAUUUUUAUUUUCGUUAAUGUUUUUUUGACUGUAGGUCGGACAAACUUUACAUGGAAGUUACAGCAGGAGGAAACCUCUUUUGGAUUUUAAAAACAUAUAUUUUUUAAAAAAGUACUUAGGAUUUAAUAUUUUCAAAAAAUUGGAAACAAAUCUACUUUAAUACUCCCUGGAAAUUUCGAAUUUUAUUUUUUCAGAAAACCUAUAUUUUACAAUGUUUAAGUUUUUCACUGAAAUCAUUAGUUUUAUAGUUAUUGACCUUAUUAAGUUCACGAUUUUUAGUGUUUUACGUAUGAACAUAACGCAUAGUUUACCGUACUUAUAACAAAGUUUUUAAUUUUUGUUUUUGAAACAUAAGCAAAUCAACGUUAUAAAAAUGAUUGUGUAAAAAUAAUUUAUGGAAAUUAAGGUAUAGUUUAAAACGUCCUCAAAAUUUCGGUUUUUUUUUUGGAAUGCAGAAAAAUGCUUAUCUUUUUUUCGAACUUUCAAACCCACGUUGGGUAGAUAGCAAGUAAGUAUAAAAUCAUAAUAGGUGGAAUAAGAGGCCCAAUAUUGUCACUCGCUUACUGCGCUCACUCGGACAAUUUUAAUGGAAAAUAACCCUCGAUUUGUUGUGCAAAAACACGUCGAGUAGGUAACAGGUAACCUAUUGGGUAGUUUGACAAGUUUAGUCGCUCCCUAAAAAAAUGCGUAAAAUACCGAAAAUCGUGAACUUCGUAAGGCAAUAACUUUAAAACUAAUCAUUUCCACAGAAAACUUAAUUGAACUUUAAUUUUUAAACCAUUUAAAUGCAUAGGUUCUUUAAAAAAGUCCGAAAUUUCAACGGGGUGCUAAACUAGAUUUAUCUAUUAAAAGCGCAUUCUACACUAGACAUCAUAUAGAAGUCAGUUAAUAUCAAUUAUUAUUUAACACCAGGCAUUAGACAAAUUCUAUUCACAAGAUACUGUUGUUAUUUUUAUCAAAAUAAAUUUUGAUUUUUAAUAAUAGACGCUUAAAACGUAUACAAGAUUUAUGUCAAACAGUCUUUACAAUUAUUAUAUAUACGUUUUGGUUUUACUAAUGGAUUAAGCAAUAAAAUCAUACAUUUACAUCACACAACUUUGAAAAAAUAAAAUCAAUAAGUUUCUUAACUAGAAUUAUACCAAAAAUGUCUUACCAUGAUGUUUUUUCAAAAAAUCUAUAAAAACAGUUAUUCAAAUAUUAAUAAAAAUCAAAUUGAUAGGUUAAUAAUCUUGAACGUUUUAUUCCUAAACUAAAAAUAAAGUAAACAUUUAAAUUAAAAUGUUCUAAAACAAAACACAGUGUCAUAAAAUGUUUUAUUCCAUUUAUAAUCGAUCAAUAAAUAUUAUCUAUAUUCC
Cinara cedri is the source of this 16057-nucleotide messenger RNA. Lineage: Eukaryota; Metazoa; Arthropoda; Insecta; Hemiptera; Aphididae. The record is from the annotation of a GenBank genome assembly.